Molecule: messenger RNA, 498 nt
Organism: Dujonia railenensis
Lineage: Eukaryota; Fungi; Ascomycota; Pichiomycetes; Serinales; Debaryomycetaceae
Source: the annotation of a GenBank genome assembly
AUGGCAGUUAAAGGAUUAGGCGAAGUCGAUCAGGAAUACGACGGUUCCAAAUUAAGAAUCGGGAUUCUCCACGCCAGAUGGAACAAGACCAUCAUUGAAGCUUUAGUGAAUGGGGCCAAGGCUAAGCUUUUAGCAUUGGGCGUCAAAGAAGAAAACAUUAUCGUUGAAACUGUCCCAGGAUCUUUCGAAUUGCCAUAUGGUACCAGAGGAUUCUUAAAGAACCAAUUUGAAAAGGGAGAGCCAUUGGAUGCUGUUAUUCCGAUUGGUGUUUUAAUUAAAGGGUCUACUAUGCAUUUCGAAUACAUUUGUGACUCUGUUACUCACAAGCUCAUGGAUUUAAACUUUCAAUUGAAUAUUCCAGUCAUCUUUGGAGUUUUAACUUGUUUGACCGAAGAACAAGCUGAAGCAAGAGCUGGUUUGAUUGAAGGUAAGAUGCACAACCAUGGAGAAGACUGGGGUGCUGCAGCAGUUGAAAUGGCAACAAAAUUUAAAUUUUAG